UCAGAGAAGCUGCAGAACGGUAGCAAGGCUGCAGAAAACAGAGAGAUUACCAAGGUGGGGAAAUCCAUCUGCAGACAUGCUGAACUCAUUCCAAAUCUUUUUUUUGCUCAUGGCCUUCAGUCAGUUCAUUCUGGGGAUUUUGGGGCAUGGCUUUCUUGGGCUCAUCAAUUGCAUCCCCUGGAUCAAGAGGAGCAAGAUUUCCUUAUCUGACUUCAUCAUUAUGAAUCUAGCCUUCUCCAGGCACUUCCUGCAAUGUGUGGUCAUUUUCGAUACCAUUAUCAUGGUGCUCUAUUCUGAUUUGCAUUAUGAAACUCCAUUAAGUCAAAUUCGUGAAACUAGUUGGAUUCUUAGUAACCAUUUAAACAUCUGGCAGUCCACCUGCCUCAGUGUCUUCUACUGCCUGAAGAUUGCCAUUUUCUCCCACCCUGCCUUCCUCUGGCUUAAGUGGAGAAUUUCCCAGGGGAAAUCCUUUUUCUUCAAUACAGCGUGGCUGAUCCGAAAAUUCAGUAUGUAUUCUGGACUCCUGAAAACGAUACUCACUGCAAACUACACUGAACAUGUCAGAAGAAAGGAAAGAGAAUUUUAUGUCUCCAACCUUCUUGGUCUUCUGUGGGCACUGAUACCUUUCAUUAUAUCCCUCUUCUCCUGUCUCUUACUCAUCCUCUCCCUAAGAAGGCAUACCAGGAUGAUGCAGCACCAUGUCACUGCUCCCAGGGAUGUGAGCACUAAGGCCCAUGAGAGAGCCACUGUUGUAAUGUUUUCCUUCCUCCUACUCUUUGUCUUUCAUUUUGUCUUUCUCUUCAUUGGAACAGCAAGCGCUUUCCUGAGAUAUGCCAAGGUGUUAAUGGUUAUAGAGUUGGCUAUGCCUAUCUAACCCUCUGUGCAUACAUUUAUCCUCAUUCUGCAAAACAAAAACCUGAAGCAGGCAUUCCUGAGGCUGCUGUUGAAGAAGGGCUGCGUGAAAAGUCGGAGAACAAUAGCAGAGCAGUUUGGAAGAAGCAAGUGCAAAACUGACCCUGAAGAAUUUCUAAGCACUCUGGACCGAGACAGCAGCACAAGUCAGAGGAGGACAAAAGGUACUACUGACGCUGCGGAAAAACGGAGAGAUUACAAAGGGAGGAAAUCCAUCUGCAGACAUGCUGAACUCACUCCAAAUCUUUUUUUGCUCAUGGCCUUCAGCCAGUUCAUUCUGGGGAUUUUGGGGAAUGGCUUUCUUGGGCUCAUCAAUUGCAUUCACUGGAUCAAGAGGAGCAAGAUUUCCUUACCUGACUUCAUCAUUAUGAAUCUAGCCUCCAGGAUCUUCCUGCAAUGUGUCAUCGUUUUUGAUGCCACUAACAUCAUGCUCUAUCAGGAUUUCUGUUAUGAAGUGACAUUAAGUCGAAUUUGUGAAACUAGCUGGACUCUUAAUAACUUUUUAAGCAUCUGGCUGUCUACCUGUCUCAGUAUCUUCCACUGCCUGAAGAUUGCCAUUUUCUCCCAUCCUGCCUUCCUCUGGCUUAAGAGGAGGAUUUCCCAGGUGGUUGCCUGCCUUCCGCUGGGCUGUGUGCUCUUCUUUUUCUUCAAUACAGUGCUGUUGAUCCAAAAAUUCGAUUUAUUUUCUAGUGUCCUAAAAAUGAAACUCAUUGCAAACUACACUGAAAAUAUCAAAAGAAAGGAAAGAGAAUUUUACAUAUUCUACUUUCUUGGUCUCCUGUCGGCACUGAUGCCUUUCCUUAUAUCCCUGUUCUCCUGUCUCUUACUCAUCCUCUCCCUAAGGAGGCACACCAGGAUGAUGUGGCACCAUGUCACUGCUCCCAGAGAUGUGAGCACUAAGGCCCAUGUGAGAGCCACCAUUGUAAUGUUUUCCUUCCUCCUACUCUUUGUCUUUCAUUUUGUCAUUCUCCUCAUUGGGACAGCAAUCACUUUCCUGGCAUAUGCCAAGCUGAUAAUGGUUAUAGAGGUGGCUAGCCCUGUCUAUCCCUCUGUGCAUACAUUUAUCCUCAUUCUGCAAAACAAAAACCUGAAGCAGGCAUUCCUGAGGCUGUUGAGGUUGAAGAAGGGCUGCAUAGAAAGCAGUUUGGGAGCAGAGUUUUUGUGGAGUUCUUAUAUUUGGAUAUUAUGA
Vombatus ursinus (common wombat) is the source of this 2101-nucleotide messenger RNA. RefSeq lists its product as uncharacterized. Gene Ontology annotation, cellular component: membrane. Gene Ontology annotation, molecular function: bitter taste receptor activity; G protein-coupled receptor activity. Gene Ontology annotation, biological process: sensory perception of taste; detection of chemical stimulus involved in sensory perception of bitter taste; G protein-coupled receptor signaling pathway. NCBI's taxonomy places the organism in Eukaryota, Metazoa, Chordata, Mammalia, Diprotodontia, Vombatidae. The record is from RefSeq and is a predicted model, not a curated record.